CAAUUUUCAUGAUGGAACAAAGUGAUGAUUCUUUUAGGAAUCAAAUUUCAGCUCUUUUGCGAGUUAUAAAUGUAACACGAUUCUUCAAACAGGACAAUGUUCCUUGCCAAAUUGAAGAGGUAGUAGUGGGCAAGAACCCUUUUUAUGGGAUUAUUUUUCAUAAUAGCCUGAUUUUAUCCUGAAAUCCUUUUGGCUUUUCUCUUUUUCAAUUUCUCAGGGUCUCUUUUUGGGCUCAAUUGGAGCUGCUAAUAACAAGAAUGCACUCAAGAGUUCUAAUAUCACUCAUGUCUUAACUGUCGCUAGACCUGCACAUACAAAUGACUUUGUGUACAAAGUCAUUCCAAUUAGAGGGAAUUGCUCUUUUAAUGAUGCGGGCUUGGUUUUCGAUUUAGAAUAACUUCUUUUGAACAUUUGAAACUGUGCUUAUGAAGCAUUGUCUUUCCUCGUCUUAGUGAUGGUGUUCUUCAGAUGGUAGUCUAUUUCAGCUCUUUUGCUCCUGAGCAGCUAGUUACUCUUUCUAACAUAUGAGAAUGUUGCCUACAAGAGUCAGUAUCACUAUAGUUUAUUUAUACCUUUUAGCCAUCUGUUUCUCAUGCAUAAUCAAUUUUUGCCAAAACAUGCAUUCAACUGAUUCCAUAUGAACUAGCAUCAAUUUCCUAUCUUAUACAUGACUCACCUAAUCUAAGUUCUUUAAAAUGGAACCUUGUGGCUUCUGCUCACAUAAUAAGGCCAUAUUUACUCAUUGAUGAAAGGGCUAUUCGAGUUUUUUUAACACAUUGAGAAUCUUGAAGAAGCAUUAACAAUAACUCUAUUUUUCUCUCUGUAAAUUGAGGUAGUCUUGGACAAAGAAGAUACAAAUAUAACUCAGUACUUCGAUGAGUGCUUUGAUUUCAUUGAUGAAGCCAAACGACAGGGUGGUGGUGUACUUGUUCAUUGCUUUGUCGGAAGAUCCAGGAGUGUGACCAUAGUUGUUGCAUAUCUUAUGAAGAAACGUGGUAUG
This is a messenger RNA of Rubroshorea leprosula, 1000 nucleotides long. NCBI's taxonomy places the organism in Eukaryota, Viridiplantae, Streptophyta, Magnoliopsida, Malvales, Dipterocarpaceae. The record is from the annotation of a GenBank genome assembly.